AUGGGCUCGCUAUUUCGAUCGCUCUUCGCGGCGGAAGAGGAGCUCACUCCAACCCAGAAGCUCAUGUAUGCUUCAGAGAAGCUGAACAACUUUCGCCUCAUCUCACGGCUUUGCGCUACACGGUCUUCCUAUACCCUGACGGCAAACGAUUUGGCACCCGCCGACCUCUAUGUCGUCCUCGCCGACUUGGGCGAAUUCGCACAGAUCGCGUCUAACAUACCCGAGACGCAGUAUGUGUUCGACAACAAGGACAUGCUUCUGCAGCGCAAGUACCCCUUUGAGGGGUUCGAGGCACUGCGGGACGCCGAACUGUUGUCUGCAUUCAAGGGCACGGUUGCCGCCGCGCCUGUUAUCACGGUAUAUCGUCCUGGGACCAAGCAGCUUGUCGUCGGCUUCGGAGGUACGACGAACAUAAUGCAAACACUAUACGACAUAUAUCCAGUUAGGCGACGCCUCCCCUAUGGGAACGGAUGCGUGCAUUCUGGCUUCUACGCCAUGUAUAAAGGAUGCAGAGACCAAGUGAUCGAUGCCGUCAGGCAGGCCUUCGACGGGCAUGACGUCCAAGAGCUGGCGAUCGUGGGACACAGCAUGGGAGGUGCCCUGAGCUAUCUUUUCGCCGUCGACGUCCUUGCGGGGCAAUGUCCGCUUCCAGCUGGGACACCGGUGACGGUGGCUACUUAUGGGUGCCCCAGGCUCGGAGACGCCGCACUAUCUCAGUUUUGGCGGCAAUUCGUCGCACAGUACCAAGCCGCAAACGGCGAAGCUUCUGUGAAAGACUUUUCCGUGAAAGGUCUGAAUGAUGGCGUGCCAUCUCUCCCGCCUGUCAGCUGGGGCUACAGGCACAUCGCAUGCACACCAUUUUACUUCUAUCACGGCCGACUGUUCCAUAUUCCGGCAGCGGAAGCUGAACACGGCGUCUUCACUGUCGAGAAGGACGCGUUGGACCAGACACGCAUACCAGACCACCCGCGGGGAGGGCACAAUUACUACAACGGAAGGGACACGGAGAAGGUCGUGCGGCGAGCGUACUGGCUAGACCGCAUGAUUUCGGAGCAAAGCAGCGGGUGGCAGGAGAAGUACCUCGCAAAGAUUGCCGAAUUAGAGCAGGUGAAGUAG
Molecule: messenger RNA, 1116 nt
Organism: Rhodofomes roseus
Lineage: Eukaryota; Fungi; Basidiomycota; Agaricomycetes; Polyporales; Fomitopsidaceae
Product: Alpha/Beta hydrolase protein
Exons: 2
Coding region: 1-1116 (371 amino acids)
Biological process (GO): lipid metabolic process
Source: RefSeq, a predicted model, not a curated record